This is a messenger RNA of Cervus elaphus (red deer), 2081 nucleotides long. RefSeq names its product XRCC1 N-terminal domain containing 1, N-terminal like (gene XNDC1N). Bases 93 to 1304 code for a protein of 403 amino acids. The record is from RefSeq and is a predicted model, not a curated record. The transcript has 9 exons. Gene Ontology annotation, biological process: single strand break repair; base-excision repair. Gene Ontology annotation, cellular component: nucleus. NCBI's taxonomy places the organism in Eukaryota, Metazoa, Chordata, Mammalia, Artiodactyla, Cervidae. Gene Ontology annotation, molecular function: damaged DNA binding.
AUGGGACCGAAAUAUAGGCACCAAAGUGGUGACAGAAGAGAUCUCAGGAGAAAGCAUUCUGCCUUGUGCUUGGGACAGCUGCUGGGCCCACCAUGGCUCCAGUGAAGAUUAGCCAUGUGGUGUCAUUUUCCUCUCAGGAUCCCAAAUAUCCGGUGGAGAAUUUGCUGAACCCAGACAGUCAGAGGGGACCGUGGCUCAGCUGUCCUCAGGACAAGAGCAGGCAGCUGAAAGUGGAGCUGCAGCUGGAGAGGGCAGUGCCCAUUGGCUACAUCGACGUGGGUAACUGUGGUUGUGCCUUCCUGCAAAUUGACGUGGGUCGUUCCUCCUGGUCCCUGGACAGACCUUUCGUCACCCUGCUCCCUGCAACCAUGCUGAUGUCCCUGGCUGAUUCAAAGCAGGGAAAAAACCGCUCAGGGGUCCGCAUGUUUAAAAAUGGCGAUUUCCUGGCCCCAGCCUCAGGUGAGUCAUGGGAUCGACUUCGCCUGACCUGCUCCCAACCCUUCACACGUCAUCAGCCCUUUGGCCUGGCCUUCCUGCGGGUGUGUUCCUCUCUGGACUCCUUAGACGACCCUGUGGAGGGUCCCUCGGUCGCUGUGAGCUCGGGGCUGAGCCAGGGCUCUUCUGAUGCUCAAGAGUCUGAUCCCAGCCCCUGGCUGGCUAAUCCUUCCAUCCGGAGGACAUUCUUCCCAGAUCCCCAAACGACCACCAAGGAAAUCUCCGAGCUCAGGAAUAUCCUAAAGCAGCUGCAGCCAGGGACUCUGGGGCGUUCAGCCUGCAUGGUGCUUUCAGCCGCCCAUAGGGCACCUCCAGCCCGUGUGGCAGACCCUAAAACCAGCCAUGCAGAACCAGGUCCCAGUCAUCAGGACAGCGCAGAGACCAGAUCAGAGGAGCAGAACAUAGAGAAGGACAUGGGCAGGACAAAGAGGAGGAAAGUAGGAGCCCGCAGGCCUGUAUCCAACUCAAACUCUCGGCCAAACCAGCGGAGGCUAGCAAAGGCAGGCCAGAGAGAACACCUGCGGCCCCAGGCCGGAAGCAGCAGAGUCCAGGAGAGUGGGUGGUGCCCCAUUUGUGCAGGCUCCUUCAGCAUGGACAUGCUUCCCCAGCACGCUGCCACUUGUGGAGGGGCCUCCCCGCCUCCCCCAGCCUCUCCCACCUCAUCACCAUCUUCAUCUCCACACGUACUGUGGGUUUCCUCCCCAGAGAGCUCGCCGCCCAUUUCCUGGGUCCAGUGUCCUAUCUGCGAGUUGCCAUUCUCGGCAGGAGAAAUAGAAGAACAUGCCAGUACAUGCGGGGAGGUCCUUUAGGCCUGAGCCAUGAAGUCCUGCAGCCUUGGCCCCCCCUCCACCGUCUGUGACAGAAAUGGACGAGGGGCUCUCUUGACAGUUGGGAGGGGCUGACGAGGCCAGGCCGCCCCCUGUCCUCCCCACCACUCAUUCCCUUAGGACUCUCCACCUGAGGGCACCUCUGGGCCCAGCCUGCUCCCCACUCCCAGUUGUCAAGGCUUCUGUCACCAUGGCGCCCUACUCUCCCAAGGACAGCUCCAUGUGUCUCUUCUUUGGGACUUCUGGGAUAGAAUUGGUGAGCUCUCAAGGGCUUCAGGACACAAUCCAGAACAUCUUCCCCUCAGUGAGUGAUGUGUAUCCUCGUGCCCAUUUUCUUGAGAGAAAAACUGAGGUCCAAUGAAAAGAAAAGCCCCGCCCAACAGAUAAGAUCCUGUGGUGUCCUGGGGAAAGUGAGUGAUUUUUGAGUAUAAGACUGACCUUCAGUGCCCCAUGAACUGCACUCUUAGUGUCCUUUGGGACUUUCCUCCUUAGGAUAAUCAGGUAACAGUGUUGCUGUGUGACUUUAAGCAAGUUAUUUAUCUUGGGUCCAGAGUUAACCCUCAGUAACAGAAAAAAAAAUUCCCAUCCUCCUGUUGAGUUUUAUGGGAAUCAGACAGACUAAAGACUGAGGAGUGGCUGGCUGUGGAACCUUGGGCGAGUUCCAGGCCACGUCAGCACAUUGGGGCAGUUGGACCAGAAGGUCACUAUGGUCCCUUCCACCUGUGGUUUUCUAAAAUAUAUUCCUGCCAUUUUUGAGCA